Etheostoma spectabile (orangethroat darter) is the source of this 1478-nucleotide messenger RNA. It is a transcript of the gene enam, whose product is annotated as enamelin. The transcript has 8 exons. The record is from RefSeq and is a predicted model, not a curated record. Bases 173 to 976 code for a protein of 267 amino acids. Lineage: Eukaryota; Metazoa; Chordata; Actinopteri; Perciformes; Percidae.
AUUUUCUUCAAACGCAUAGCUCUGUGAGAUUUACUGCAUGCGAUUGGCUGUCUCAAGAUCUUCCAGUAUAUAAAUGGCAUCCAUGUUAGAGAUGAAAUAGAUUUCUUUCCGUUCCUUGAGAAGACACAUCUUCUAAGUUUCUCUCUGCACAAGGAAACAAGGAAUAAUCAUUAUGAAGCUCUUGGUGUUUAUGAUGUGCCUGCUGGUCAUUACCUUGGCUGCUCCUGUUCCUGACAGUGAAAGCAAUGAGGAAAAAGUUGCAGCACAUGCUAAUGAGGCCCUGAGGUGGAUGGAGAUGUACAGGCUUUACCAGCAGCAGGGAGUAGUUGGAAACCCCUUCGUGCCUGCUGCUGAUGCUCCUGCAGAUCCAGCUGUGGCAGCGGUGGUGGAUGCUGCACCAGACCAGCCAGCAGAUGUCGCCCCUCCAGCUCCCGUGGCUGCUGGAGACGCAUCAGAGGAGGAGACAGAGUUUAUUUCCUUGUCACAGGAUGACAAUACUGCCCCCAAAGCGGCAACACCUGGUGCUCCUGCUUCCCCCCUAAACUCUGAUGAAGAAGAAGAGGCAGAGGAGGCGGAAGCAGCUGAGGCGGAAGCAGCAGAGCUGGCAGCUGUGGUUGAGCCAGCCGAUGCUGCACCAGCCGAUGCUGCACCAGCCGAUGCUGCACCAGCCGAUUAUGCACCAGCCGAUUAUGCACCAGCCGAUGCUGCACCAGCCGAUGCUGCACCAGCCGAUGCUGCACCAGUUGAUGCUGCACCAGUUGAUGCUGCACCAGUUGAUGCUGCAGUUGUGGAUGUGCCUCCUGUUGAUGUGGUUCCUGUUGAUGUGGUUCCUGUUGAUGUUGCUACUGCAGCUCCUGAGGUGGCUGUUGAUGGGGUGCCCCCUGCCGCAGCCGAUGCUGCUCCUGAUGCCGGUGCUGACCCACUGGCAGCUGAGAUUAACACAAUUGGCGUGGCAGCGGAUCCUGCUGCAGUGUAGUUGUAUUCCUCUUAUUCCCAGCCUAAGUGCUUUCUACAAGCAACGGGAUGUGUGUGCAGUUCAAGAAGCUGUGGCAUGUUGAAUUGAGGUUGAAGAAAAACUAGUCAAGUGUGUUUUUAUUUCAGAAUUGGACGAUUACUUUUUUUGUUGUGUUCUUAUUCCUGUCUUUAAUUAAAAGACUGUAAUUCUGUACUUCAAAUUCAGUUUGUUUGUUCAAUUUGUCAUGAGUGUGUGCAAGAUAAAAAUGUAUGUCUUUCAGGGACUUCGUAAUAGCCUUUUACACAGAAGACCUUUUGACUAGUCACAGUAGGAAAAGCACGUCUACACUAACAAUUACAUUCAGUGUGGUUGUGCCCUCUUCAGGUGUCCCAGUGCACAAUACCUGGACCCUGAAACUGAAGUGUUAGCUAAAUGGAAUUAAGCCAUCAGUCAUUUUAUUACUCACACCUCUGCUUUUUCUACUUUGACAUGGUAUGUCUGUGGUGAGAAAGGCCUGUACUAU